This is a messenger RNA of Aspergillus saccharolyticus JOP 1030-1, 1969 nucleotides long. RefSeq names its product MFS general substrate transporter. Gene Ontology annotation, biological process: transmembrane transport. Gene Ontology annotation, molecular function: transmembrane transporter activity. The record is from RefSeq and is a predicted model, not a curated record. The transcript has a single exon. The coding region runs from base 102 to 1799 and encodes 565 amino acids. Lineage: Eukaryota; Fungi; Ascomycota; Eurotiomycetes; Eurotiales; Aspergillaceae.
GUAUUCUUCAAUCACCUGUGAGUGAGGCUCGAUCCUCAAUUUACUCCUCUCUUCGUACGCUCGCAAACCACGCUGAUUUUCUUCCUGCGCUUUCAGACACAAUGACCCCAGCCGGAAAUCCCUCCGAUGGUCGACCCGACGAAGCCCAAGAGACCAUCAAUCAGAAGAACACGGAAGCACUAUCGGACGAGAAAAGUAAUACUCGCAAACAAUCCGAGUCCGAUCAGCCGACAACAACACAAGCUGAACACGCUUCACAGCAGUCAUCAUCCGAUGAGAGCGAUGGGUCGCUCGCCCGAAAAGUCCGAUCUGAUGGCAAGCGGGAGCUGAGUGAGGACGACUGCUAUGACCAACUGGGCUUUUCAUUCCCGUGGUACAAGAAAUGGACCAUCUUGACCGUCAUCUUCAUGGUGCAAAUGUCCAUGAAUUUCAACACGGGUGUAUAUUCCGAUGCCCUCACUGGCAUCGAAGAGACGUUUGGGGUCAGCGCACAAGCUGCACGGGUUGGCCAAAUGAUCUUUCUGGUAGCAUACGCAUUCGGCUGUGAGCUUUGGGCGCCCUGGAGUGAAGAGUUUGGGCGGUGGCCGAUCAUGCAGCUCAGUUUGUUCCUGGUCAACAUUUGGCAGAUCCCGUGCGCCUUGGCUCCCAACUUUGGCACGAUUGUCGUGUGCCGGUUUCUAGGAGGAUUGAGUUCCGCCGGUGGAUCAGUCACCCUCGGCAUGACGGCCGAUAUGUGGGAGGCCGACGACCAGGGAUUUGCCGUCGCGUAUGUCGUGCUUUCCUCCGUGGGGGGCUCGACGAUCGGACCGGUCUUUGGUGGAUUUAUCGGCCAGUAUUUGACCUGGCCAUGGGUGUUCUGGGUGCAGUUGAUUUUUGGUGGUUUCGUUCAGGUGCUGCACCUCCUUCUCGUACCAGAGACGCGAGCCACGGUUCUCAUUGAUCGUGAAGCCAAGCGCCGUCGGAAGUCGGGAGAGGAUCCUGACGUGUAUGGACCCAACGAACUCAAGGAGAAUCGUCUGGAACUGCGUGAGAUUCUCCGGAUCUGGAGACGCCCAUUCGAGAUGUUUGUUCGGGAGCCCAUCGUGUUGUUCCUGUCGCUAUUGUCCGGAUUCUCGGAUGCUCUAAUCUUUACCUUCACCGAAUCAUUUACUCUUGUGUUCGACCAAUGGGGUUUUGAUACCCUGACUAACGGGCUCGCCUUCUGUGCAAUCUUGAUCGGUUAUAUCAUUGCGUAUCUCGUGUUUCUUCCUGACGUGUGGCGACAACGCAAGAUCCGGCAGCAGCACGGAUCGGCCGCGCGACUGGCUGAACGCCGUCUGCUCCUGCUCCUGUUCCUCGCCCCCCUGGAGCCUAUCGGCCUGCUCGGGUUCGCCUGGACAUCUAUCGGACCUGCGUACGCGCCUUGGAUCGCACCCUUGAUUUUUGCCUGUCUGAUUGCCAUCGCGAAUUACGCCAUCUACAUGGCGACCAUCGAUUAUAUGGUCGCGGCCUACGGGCCGUACUCGGCCUCCGCCACGGGCGGCAACGGAUUCGCGCGGGACUUUUUGGCAGGCAUUGCAACGAUGUAUGCUACUCCUUUGUAUGAGGACAUCGGCGGGAAGUUCCAUCUGGCGUGGGCCUCGACGUUGUUGGGCUGUAACGCCGCGAUUGUCGCCAUUCCGAUCUAUAUAUUCUAUUGGAAGGGGCCGGAGAUCCGGCGGCGGAGUAAGUUCGCGCAGACACUGGCGGCAGAUCGGGAGAAGCAUGCGGGGCGGCGGGCGAGUCGACUGCGCGAAGAGGAGAUGCCGUAUGCUGUAUAAUCCCUGAGCCCAGUGAUAGCUUCCAAAUACAAUUCACGACUUGUGCACUAGUGUCUGUAUCUGUAGGUUCAAUAGUACUGGUACCCUCUCUCCAGCCCUGACACCAGUCCUCACCAUCAUGGAUACACUCCGCAUGCCUGCAUGCCACAUAUCUCAACUGCACGAAGCCA